Messenger RNA from Chelonus insularis, 1378 nucleotides. RefSeq names its product vesicle transport protein Sec20 (gene Sec20). The coding region runs from base 169 to 852 and encodes 227 amino acids. Gene Ontology annotation, biological process: retrograde vesicle-mediated transport, Golgi to endoplasmic reticulum. NCBI's taxonomy places the organism in Eukaryota, Metazoa, Arthropoda, Insecta, Hymenoptera, Braconidae. Gene Ontology annotation, cellular component: SNARE complex; endoplasmic reticulum. The transcript is spliced from 4 exons. The record is from RefSeq and is a predicted model, not a curated record. Gene Ontology annotation, molecular function: SNAP receptor activity.
CAUAUAAAAUUGACACCAAAAAUGUCAAAUAUGUUAAUUUUUUUUUUUAAUUGAAGUUAACAAUACUUAGAACAAAUAUUAUAUUUGUGUCAAGAUUUUAAACUUUAGAGAAAUCAUCAAGGUAUUUGUUCCGUAAUAAAUAAGUUAGGAGUUAAUAAAUUACAAACAAUGGAUCCUGAAGACCUCUCAUUAGAAAUAAUACGUCAAGAAAUUAUAAAAAACCAUCUCCAAGUAACGGCGAUUAUUCAGGAUAUCAAACAAUGUACAGGUCCACUAGAACUUUUGAAUGAAUUGAAUGCUGAAGGAAGAUGUAGAAUAGCUGAAUUAAGAAAAAGUAUUGACAAUCUAGCACAUCUAGCUGAGAUUGAAAUUAAUUCUAAAAAGAAGGCUGAAUUAUUAGAAGAAGUUGAAAAUAAAAAAGGCCAGUUAUCAUUCGCAUUAGCAGCUUUUAAAAAAGCAAACAUUGUCGGUGCCUGUGUUAUUGAUAAAAUGGCAAAGGACGAAUUAUUAUCUACUUCUGAAGAAAAGCAAAAAUUAAUAAAAAGAAGACGUGAUAGAAAAGGUUUAGCUGAUACUGCAAGCCUUGCAACUGAUAGAUUAUUAAGCAUUUCUAGAACGCUGGCCGAAACAAAUCAAAGAAGUGCUGUUACUCUUGAUACUUUAAUAACAUCAUCGGAAAAAGUAAAUGGAACCAAAGAAGAACUAGAUCAUCAACAACAAGCAAUAGUUCAAUCGGGGAAACUUUUAGGAAAAUAUGGAAGAAGAGAAGUGACGGAUAAAGUGCUAUUAGCCUUGGCUUUUAUGUUUUUUCUAGCUUGUGUUUUUUACAUCUUGCAGAAGAGACUUUGGUAAAGAUCUAGAAGAAGUUAAAUACAAUGAAGCUGAUCCUGAUUGUUAUGUUAUUGGUGGUAUCGGUGUCAUCGGCACCAUGGCUUAGUGAAAUAUUUUUUGGAUACAAUCAAAAACAAAGCAAUAUUGGACAUGAAACAAGACGACACCGUGAGAGUAAAAGUGGUGGAAAAGAGCGCUGGAAAGAAAUAUGCAGAACGAUAAAUCCACAUGGCUAUUCGAUUCCCGGGCAAGUGCCUUAUGCUCCUUGUCCCUGGUGAAAAAUCAUCGGGUUUAUUUUUGAACAAUAUUGUGAUACUAAUUAAAAUCUUAAAAUAUUAUUUUUUAUUAUACAAACAAACCCGUGAAUAAAUUCACGAUUAUAAAUGACUCGGAUUACAGAAUCUACGAGAUGAAUGUUGAUGUAUAUAAAGCAUUUUGAUGUACAUUUGCGAUGUUUUUUUGUAUACUUAUAUUAUGUAUAUAUAGGUUCUCAUCGUGAUAAUCAUCGCAUUAAUAAAUAAACACGAUCUUUUAUUUUAUAAUUUUA